AUGGUCCCAGUGUAUGAUAAGGGUGAUGACGUUAUAAAUGAUACAAUUAAUGAAGUUGAAGAUGGUAAUAAUAAUCAAUAUCACAAUGGUAUUACGAAUCAUAUAGACAAUGAUUUAUCGAUGCCUGGUACAACUGUUCGAUUUUCAAAUUAUGACGAUAAUACAUCAAUAUCAAAAUCAUAUUACGAUGAUUCUUCUACUGUUGUCUCCGUAAAUACGGAUACAACACAAUUUGACGAAUUAUUUAAACGUAGUAAAACAACAAAAGACAAUGGCAUUGUGCUAAAUUCUCCACCACAUCCUCGAUGUUAUAGUUCAACAUCACCACCGAGAACAUCAUUUCAAGCGGAACAAUUCUAUUAUCAAUCACAACCUCAUCUUUCACAACAACAUUCACAUAUCACCGUACCCGUUACACAUAUGAACCAUCGAUAUUAUUAUGAGAACGAUGAUGUUGACGAAGAAAAAAUAGAAAAAAGAGAAGAACAAGAUGGAGAAGAAGAAAAAAAACUAAAGAAAAAUAAGUUACUCUAUUCAACCGGUAUUUAUAGUACGCCAAACGUUGCAAACAGUAAUAGUAAUACUAAUAGCACGUCAUUUUUUUCCCCAUUUACUGACUCUACACAACUACAACAACAACAACAACAACUACAAAAUUCUAAUAAUCGUCGACAAUCAAUUGGAUUAAAAGUUCUUUCACAUCACAUUCCAACGGACACAGCUACCUAUUCAUCAUCUCCACCAUCACAACAGGUAUUUCCAUCGGCAGCUGUUGCCUCGGCAGAAUCUGCACGUACCAGACGAAAAAAAUAUUCAUUAACACAUACAACAUUUUUACAGUCAAAUAAUCAAAACGAUACACCUCUAGUUCGAAGUUGUUCUUAUAAACGUCCACAAUCAAUUAAAAAAUAUCGACAAAAACGAUCGAGUCAACAGCCGUUUCAAACAUCUUCACCUAAACAACAACAACAACAACAACAUUUACAAUUAGAAAAGAAGAAUAGUGUUGGAAGUACUACGAAUAAAAGUAGAAAAUAUAGUGCAGUAACAACUCAUAAUAAUUAUUCACUACAACAGACAAGAAAAUCCAUAAGUGUCGGUACAACAAGAAUAUCAGCAGUUGAUCUAAUGGCAACCGAUGAUCCAGCAGAUCAAUGGUCCAGUCCGAAAUCACCGAGAUCCAGUCGUGUGGGUUCAUUACCACUCGAUCAUCUUCAGUUACCAGAUGAAGAGAUAUACCGCAUAAGACAAUUUAAUACAACAUCAAAAGGAUUUGUUAAUCGGGGUGAUUCAUUCAAACGUUCAUUUAAACGUAGUGGUUCAAUAAGUCGACGUAGUUCAUUUCGUCAAAGUCAUGGUGAUACGGGAACAUUGAUCGAUGGUCUUGGAAAUAGUUAUCAUUCACCAUCACAAGAACGUUUAUCAGGUAGUCAAACAAAUAUGAUGACAAUUAGUGGUACAUCGAUACAUGGUCUAACAAAUAAUACAAUGUUAGUUGAUAAUAUGAAUGGGAGUACUAAUUCAUUAAAUAAUACAAAUACAAAUAAUAUUAAUAAAAAUAAUUCAAAUAAUUUAUUAAUAAUAAAUGAUCUUCUUCCACUUGUCUAUGUAACGAAUGAUGAUCAAAUACCCGUUGUAGAAACAAUUGAAACAGAAGAUGGACAAGUACAAGAAAUAAGAAUUUAUCAAGUUUAUCUAAUGGGAUUAUCAGGCACGGGAAAACGUAGUCUUAUUAGACAAUUCAAGACAACAGAAUAUAGAGGAAUAUAUGAAUAUUCAAGUUCUGUGGAGGAUGAUCCUGAUAACACGGUAUCAAUUAUGCUCGAUGGUGAAGAGUCAAGAAUGCAUAUUAUAAACAUAGAUGUUGAUCUUGUAAGUUAAACACUUUAAAAUCUCGUUUUAUUAUUCUAAUCUCAUGAGUCAUACAUCUCAUGACAAAUACGUUCCUCAUGACAAAUUUGAAUAAAUUCACCACUACACUAUCUAAUAAUGAUUAUCAGUCAGGUUCUACAAAUCGCUCAGUUUUGAUUUUUGAACACAAUUUUGUUUAUACUACAUAAAUUUGAUUGACAACCACUUUUUAGUUAUAAAAAGGCGUCAACUUUGGAAACUUCCAUUGGCUUUCACUAUGUAUCUACAUAUUGCGUCAAAUAACAAAAUUUCACUAUGAAUCACGUGGUUAAAGAUCAUCAAAUUAUUUUGGUAGUGUUCAAUUGUGUUGAGAGAAAGAGUCCAGGAAAAUAAUGUCAUGAACUGUACGCUUACGAAGGAACCGCCCGAGAUGAUACUCUCCGUUUUUCUUCGUUCAUACCUCGGUUGAUAGAGGGCAUCGACCUGACAAAAAACCUAAAUGGGUUGCUGCGGAGGGCUCUUGAAGACCCGGUUUUCUGGAAAACCAGUUUUUCAGAAACUUUAAAACUAACUGAAACCUCUUCUUAAUGAGUUGUAAUUGUAGCCCGGAAAUGUCUGAUUAAAAUGAGACGUCUCCCAGCUCUACACCACCUUUCUUUGCAAAGUUAUAGA
Didymodactylos carnosus is the source of this 2523-nucleotide messenger RNA. Lineage: Eukaryota; Metazoa; Rotifera; Eurotatoria; Philodinida; Philodinidae. The record is from the annotation of a GenBank genome assembly.